Messenger RNA from Osmerus eperlanus (European smelt), 939 nucleotides. It is a transcript of the gene cart3, whose product is annotated as cocaine- and amphetamine-regulated transcript 3. NCBI's taxonomy places the organism in Eukaryota, Metazoa, Chordata, Actinopteri, Osmeriformes, Osmeridae. The record is from RefSeq and is a predicted model, not a curated record. Bases 112 to 468 code for a protein of 118 amino acids. Gene Ontology annotation, biological process: G protein-coupled receptor signaling pathway; positive regulation of MAPK cascade; negative regulation of appetite. The transcript is spliced from 3 exons. Gene Ontology annotation, molecular function: neuropeptide hormone activity.
UGUUAAAUCAGAUAUAAGGUCUGUGGUUUGCAGGGAACUGGGUAUUUGAAGUGGAUUUCUUGGAGAGAGAAGACAACAACUUUGAAUCCAAUCCCUGUGUACACUGGGACCAUGGAGAGCUCUAGACUAUGGACAAGAGUGUUAGUUUGUGCUGCGCUGCUGUCCAUCGUUCUCGGUGCUGAAAUUGACGACUCGGAUUCGGAAAUAAACCUUGACACAAGAGCCUUGCGGGAUUUCUACCCCAAAGAUCCCAACUUGACUAAUGAAAAACAGCUUCUUGGUGCACUACAAGACGUUCUUGAAAAGCUGCAGACCAAACGACUUUCAAUGUGGGAAAAGAAAUUUGGUCAAGUUCCAACGUGCGACGUUGGAGAGCAAUGUGCGGUGAGAAAAGGAGCGCGAAUUGGGAAAAUGUGUGACUGUCCUCGUGGAGCAUUCUGUAACUUUUUCCUGCUCAAGUGCUUGUGAACUUAUGCUUUUUGAAUGUAAGUGGACCAGUCGGGAAGCUAUUGAAAUACUGUUAUAUCAUGGUCUAUGUGAUCUUUAUAAUAUAUUUUUCAUUACAAGGUGUGCUUAUCAGGAGAAAGACAGAUUGCAUUUUGAAAGAUUGUCAACCCAAAAAGGUGUUUGAACUUGAAAUAUUUUAUUUUCCACUAGAUGUUACAGUACUCUAAUAUGACUUCAAAUAAACGGUGUUACAUAUUGUUUUGUAAAGCAGUCUGCGUGGUCUCUGUUCAGUAAGUUCGUGUAGAUUCAGGUGGAAAAUAUGGGGUGCUUAAUUUUUGUGCUGCGCAGUAAGAUAAGGACUUGAGUGUUCAGACUCGGCGUCCCUCGAUUUAUAUUAUUUUCUGAUUUUAGAUGAGAGCCUCCUGUGUCAUGUAUUCAUUUUUUUUCAAUUACUUGUGAACUUUCAAAAUAAAACAGUGUUGUUCAAUAGUG